This is a messenger RNA of Strongyloides ratti, 1305 nucleotides long. RefSeq names its product 26S protease regulatory subunit 7. The record is from RefSeq and is a predicted model, not a curated record. Gene Ontology annotation, cellular component: proteasome regulatory particle, base subcomplex. Gene Ontology annotation, biological process: proteasome-mediated ubiquitin-dependent protein catabolic process. Gene Ontology annotation, molecular function: ATP hydrolysis activity; ATP binding; proteasome-activating activity. The coding region runs from base 1 to 1305 and encodes 434 amino acids. NCBI's taxonomy places the organism in Eukaryota, Metazoa, Nematoda, Chromadorea, Rhabditida, Strongyloididae. The transcript has 2 exons.
AUGGUCGAUCAUCUUGGAACAGAUAUGCGCAGGCAAAAGGACAAUGAACCUACUGAAGAGAAAGAUUUUAAAGCAUUGGAUGAAACUGAUAUCCAGGUGUUAACACGUUAUGGAUGUGGUCCUUACACAGCAGAAUUGAAAAAAUUGGAAAAAGAUAUUGAAGAAAGUGUUAAAAAUGUAAAUGAACUUUGCGGAAUUAAAGAAUCUGACACAGGGUUAGCUCCACCAGCAUUAUGGGACUUUGCAGCUGAUAAACAAGCUAUGCAACAGGAGCAACCUCUUCAAGUUGCCAGAUGUACUAAAAUUAUCACACAAGAAGGUCAAGAUUCACGAUAUGUAAUUAAUGUUAAACAAUUUGCAAAGUUUGUUGUUGAUUUGGCUGAUCAAGUUCCUCCAACUGAUAUUGAAGAAGGUAUGAGAGUUGGUGUUGAUAGAAAUAAAUAUCAGAUUCAUUUACCACUUCCUGCUAAAAUUGAUCCUAGUGUUACAAUGAUGCAAGUUGAAGAAAAACCUGACAUUACAUAUGCUGAUAUUGGUGGAUGUAAACCACAAAUUGAAAAAUUAAGAGAAGUUGUUGAGACACCAUUAUUACAUCCAGAAAGAUAUGUUAACCUUGGUAUAGAACCUCCAAAAGGUGUUUUGUUAUAUGGACCACCAGGUACAGGUAAAACAUUAUGUGCUAGAGCUGUUGCUAACCGUACUGAUGCUUGUUUUAUUAGAGUUAUUGGUUCUGAACUUGUACAAAAAUAUGUUGGUGAAGGGGCACGUAUGGUUCGAGAACUUUUUGAGAUGGCUCGUACUAAAAAAGCUUGUAUAAUCUUUUUCGAUGAAAUAGAUGCUGUUGGAGGGGCACGUUUUGAUGAUGGACAAGGUGGUGACAAUGAAGUGCAGAGAACUAUGCUUGAACUUAUUAAUCAAUUAGAUGGUUUUGAUCCUCGUGGUAACAUUAAAGUACUUAUGGCAACAAAUAGGCCAGAUACUCUUGAUCCUGCUCUUGUUAGACCUGGACGUCUUGAUCGUAAAGUUGAAUUUGGUUUACCUGAUCUUGAAGGUCGCACUGAAAUAUUUAAAAUUCAUGCAACAAAGAUGAGCGUUGCAAGAGACAUAAGAUAUGAUCUUCUUGCUAGAUUAUGUCCUAAUGCUACAGGAGCUGAGUUAAGAUCUGUUUGUACCGAGGCAGGUAUGUUUGCUAUCAGAUCAAGAAGAAAAAUGGCUACAGAGAAAGAUUUCCUUGAUGCAAUUCAAAAAGUUAUUAAAGGAUAUGCUAAAUUUAGUUCGUCUCCUAGAUAUUUAACACACAAUUAA